ACAGCAGCAGAGCGGAGUGCCAAUGUGGGUGUUUCAUGACGCGCGCGCGUCAAAUACAGGUGUCCAUUAACCACCGCGCGCAUCAUGACCUCGAGGAAUGACGCGGAACGCGAAACGCUUUCUGUUUAUACAGGUAAACAUUAGUGGAGAAAGGAAAGAACACACUCCUCUACGAACAAGUCUGCUGUUAACAUUCUGUGCCACUGAAAACUACCGCAACUUUAUUUGGAUUGAGUCACGUCCAGUCCAUUGAAACGGUGUCACGCGUCUGAAAAUUAAAUCAUCGUGCCUGGAAGACCCGUAUCAUCGUGACUGCCGAUGUCCUCUGGAGAUCUGAAGAGCCCUGAUCUGCUCAGCGGUGGAUCACAACACAGGAGGAGAUCCAGGCACUGUGAGACUUUAGCAUUCCCUCAUUGCACCAGCUGUCAGGAAAAGAGCAUCUGCAGAUAUUCAUUUCUUCUUGUAAAAGAGGCCCUGGCAGACCAUCGGAAAGUGCCUCUUCAGUUUCCCUUUUGCAUUAUAUCAGAAAUCUUGCAUUUUCAUGAAACACAAUUCAAACUAGCCUCUGGUUAACUUUGAGAAAAUGAGCUCAGCAAACACUUGGAUAGACUCUAAAUCGUUUUAAACUACAUCAUUUGUAGAAAUAGGGUAGCUAUGAGUCUUGGUGAGUGAACUCCACAUCAUAAUCAGACUUUAAAUCCUCCCACUGGAUCCUGGAGGGCCCAAACCUCAUCAAGGGGAUAAUCAUGGUGAUGUCACAGGGCACCUAUACGUUUCUGGCGUGCUUUGCCGGCUUCUGGCUGAUCUGGGCUCUCAUUGUCAUGCUUUGCUGCUUUUGCAGCUUCGCCCAGCGCAAGCUGAAGCGCCGGCGUGAAGAGAGGCUGAGGGAACAGUGCCUGCGUGCACUGGAGAUGGAGCCUCUGGAGUGCACUGGAGGGGGAUAUCCUCCUAGGGAGCCCCCUCAGGUCUGCCCACCCAUUCAAAUGAUAUCUUCACAGCUGCCUGUAACACACACUCUCCCUCAGGCAAACUGGACUAUCCCUGAAGCAGACACAGAUGUCUCUGGAAAACCUCCCUGCUACGAAGAGGCUGUAUUGAUGGAAGACCCACCACCCCCUUACAGUGAGGUUCUGGCAGACCCGAGGGGAGGAACUUACACCAAACCUUCAUCCCGGUCCUCCAGAGAGCAUCAGGAGUCUGAGACCAGCAAGAUGGCCCCUGUGACCGUGUUUCCAGAACGUGGCUACUCCUCCCUAAUACGCCUACCUUCGGCCAGACGCUGGGACUCACUGGGGCACCUCCUGUCCACCAUGGACCUUAACCACAACAACCUACCGGUUGAGCCUCAGGCCUCUGCCAUCGCCACCAUGCCUCGUGAGGGCCGGACUCACACAGACUUGGGCUUGCGGGGACUCCGUGGUCUGGAUCAACACUAUGGUUUGCCCACAGCCUUUCCCCUUUUGGGUCGAAGCACAGCGGUAUGAGGCCACAAAAAUAGACCUCUGGACCACUUUCUGAAAUGAACAGUCACAAUGCUGAGUCAUAUGUGUUCUGAAAAGUCUUCCAGAGGCAUUUCAAUCUCUGUCUUUUGGGAGCCGAAUUAGUUCAGGAUGAUUCAGCUUUGUUCAGGAGUUCAUUUGCAGAUUCAUCAUACUCGCUGUUCUCUCUCGUCGUCCUCCUUUCUCUCCGUGGCGUCUCCACCUGAUGCAGAGCAGCAGCUAUUAUGUGAAUGCUGUUGCCAUGGCUCCCGGGAGCUGUCUGCAGCCCACCAACACCUCGCCCCUCACAUCAUCUCUUCUUCCUUUCUCAUCUGAUGAGCCAGCGGCUCACUGAUAUAAUACAAAUGACAUUUCAAACCCUGUGUUUGUGACAUGGGGUAAAAUACAGAAGUGCGACAUGGUGAAAUGACAGUGGUAGGUCUGUACUGUAGCUACACAAUACUGCUCAGCUGUACAAAAAUAUUUUAUAAACUGGGAAACAAUACCUGGCAUCUCUUUCAGGAUUUUCUGCCAAUUCUUUUUUUCGAGAAGGAACCUGAUUUUUGGGGGUGGAAGGAAAAGCUUCAAAGUAAUCACAAAUCCUCAAAAGGAUGUUGGCUGAAGAAUAGCGAUUUUUGAAACUUCUGUUGUGUCCAUUGAAAAAAGUUGUCUCUCACAGCUUAAAGGGGUCGUUAGCUGCCUUUUUUAUUAUUUUGCACUGUUCUCUAAGGUCCCUUACCAAGAUUUUUACAUCAAAAAACAUAAUAGGCUAUUUUCUGCCAUGUUUUUAACCCCCCCUCAUCAGAACACCCUAUUUGAAUAGGCGUUGCAGAGUGUAGACUCUGAAGUAACGCCCACUGUUAACAGUUGUGUAUGUUUGACAGUACAUCCUCCAUAGAUGAACGCUGCUGUGAUUUAGGUUAAAAAUGCGUAAAUACUCUGUAGAUAUCAAACAACCUCAGACAAAGCAAUAGUGACCACGUAAUGAAAACAGUUACUCACACUUGUGUGGUGCGACAUUACGGUCAAAUCCAAUAAAGAUGGCACAUCAUUGUCUUUUAAUUUCAGUCUUUCUGAAAAACCUGCAUAGAAUUGUGCUUUGUUUGUAAAAGAAUCCACAGAAAAAUUAAGUAAACAAAAGGACCAAGUUCUUGCUGACGUGGUCUGGAACUUCAUUUAAACUAAAUUUAAUUUACUCUUUCCUAAUGUUAGAAUCAGAAGCAAGGCGAUGCAAAGACCGUGUUUUUCCACAACUUUGCACUGUACAGCGUCUUGUUUUCUUCAGAGCAUCAUUGUUGCGUGGACCUGCAUUUUCCGCUCUCAUUUACAAUACAUGCACGACUCAAUGGGUGGGUCUAAAGAGGCAGCGAUGUAGAAGCAGGGGUUGAUCUUCCUCUGUGGAGUUGGUGUUUAGCCACACUAUUACGUCAGAGUGGUACAUUCCACAGCCUGUUGUUUUGGCAGACUGUCUUCAAUAUAAGCUGUUUUUAGUGUAAUGAGAAAGUUUUGAGUUCUAAAAAGGAUGUUUAUAUAGUACAAUGACCUCUUGUGUGUCAAAAGAUCAAGGGAAUUUAGAUUUUUUUGGUUCUUGACCCCUUUAAUGCAAUAUUUCAUGAUUAUACAUUGAGGAACUGCCUUUUAUUUCAUGUCAAUAGUACUAUUCUCUUUUUUUACUGAUUCUGAAUCUCUGUAUGAAGAUUGAUGAUUGAUGAAGAUGAUUUUUUAAAUAUGAAAUCUAUCAUCCAAAAGUGCUCGUCCGAUUGUAGAUAGGACCUUGUUUGUAAUGACCUGCGAAUAGAAUUUGUCACAUUUUCACGCAUCAACAUGUUGCCCACGUUUUUCCCUGCUGUUGUUGCUGCCACAUGUGAGAUUUCUGUCCUUUAUUCAGCCAACUCCAUUUAUAUACUGGUGCUUCUCAGAGUUAGACCAACUGAAUCUCUUUCGCUAGGCUGUUUACGUCAUCAAUGUAGUGAUUGCUACAUUGUAAAAAUGCUUGAUUAAAUUUUUUCCUUUUAUUUCCAUCAUUUCUGUAUGUUUCCAUGUCCUUAAACGAUUCUACCUCAAUCCAUCUAAUGGCUGUCUUUGUCAGCUUCCCGGCACAAAACUCUGCUUUCAUGCAUGCGCUGGAUGUUUUAAAGUGACAUUUGAUUAAAAUAAGCUCAAUUUUGGAAAUGUGAAAAAGCAUUUAGCAGCGUAUGUGGGCACCCAUUCAGCACAAUGCUUUUACAACAUCAUAGUGAUGAGUCUUUGGUUUGUUUUUAAUUGCACAGCCAUUAUUAGACCCCCCAAAAUAACAAAAGCAUAAAGGAAUCAUACAUCCCACAACCUAUAAAGACUUGGUGUACGAGGCAUUGUUCCUUUGCUGCGUUUAUAACCUGUCCUGACUAAAUUACACUAAAUUAAUGCAAUUAAAUUAAGAACGCAUCGAUUACUUUUUCAAAUUUCAUUCCUUCAAUGAUGAAAUAGUGUGUACGUGUUAAAUGUUGGAAAUUUAAACAAGUGAAAAAAAUUAAUUUGACAGUGAAAGUUUACCUUGAGUACAAUUUCAAGGCCAAAGUACACCAUGUUUUAAUUUCUACUUGAAAUAAAAAUAAUGCCCUGUAAUGUCCUGUAAUAAUAAUAAUAAAAAGUUAAGUUCAGGUGAAAUAUUCAUAUUUUUGCACAGAGACAAUCAGUUAAAUUUGAUCAGGUUACACUACAGCAUUCAGAAAUGGCUACAGCCCCAAAAUACUUCAAUUAAUCUUAAAGAAAGGUUUGAUGUUUAUUUUAGGAGAAUAUUGCCAUUUAAAAUGACUGUAUCUGCUUUUACUCUCUAUAUUCAGUUAUAUCACAACAGAAGCUAAAGACAGAGAUGUAAACCGUCUUCUCUCUGCUAGCAAUGUGUUGCUAAGCAACCGUAGAAGAGCUGUGUGAAUCUGUUUGCAUAGAUGAAGUGAGCAGUACCGUCACUGUUCUGGUACACAGCCUUCUCACAUCCACUAUGAUAAGUGGACUGUGGUUUGCAAAUUAGCAUAUAUGAGACGUAUUAUGUACCAAAUGUACCCCGUUUGUGCCAUUUUCAAUGAAAGCCAUCAUAAAGAGGCUCUGAUCUACCAAUCAAAAGGAUUUUUGUGUGUGAAUCUCUUUUGAUCUGGAAAGAGUCUCAAUUUAGAAUCAGUUUUGUCCUCAUUUGACAAUAAAUUCACACUUUAAAUUCCCCAUAGCACACUUUCUUUCUCUGUCACAUGAACUGUGAAUGGCAAACUGUGAAAGUGUUUCAUGCAAUGUUCAUGUAGCAUGUAAAGUGUGCUUGUGUGUGCGGCCACGCUAUAGUCGGAGCUGUACUAUUUCAUAGCUGCUAUGUACACGAUUUCCAUGCUCAUAUAAGUAAUUUUUGUUUGUUUUCUAAAAAUAUACACAAUACACAAACAGGCACAGUGAAUGCCUGAUAUCUGAUAAAUAAAACUGAGGUACAAAGUCUAAAGUUA
Messenger RNA from Carassius carassius (crucian carp), 4945 nucleotides. Its product is annotated as proline-rich protein 7. The record is from RefSeq and is a predicted model, not a curated record. The transcript is spliced from 3 exons. Lineage: Eukaryota; Metazoa; Chordata; Actinopteri; Cypriniformes; Cyprinidae. The coding region runs from base 747 to 1484 and encodes 245 amino acids.